Messenger RNA from Dufourea novaeangliae, 1493 nucleotides. RefSeq names its product equilibrative nucleoside transporter 3 (gene Ent1). Bases 1 to 1422 code for a protein of 473 amino acids. The record is from RefSeq and is a predicted model, not a curated record. Gene Ontology annotation, molecular function: nucleoside transmembrane transporter activity. Gene Ontology annotation, biological process: nucleoside transmembrane transport. Lineage: Eukaryota; Metazoa; Arthropoda; Insecta; Hymenoptera; Halictidae. The transcript is spliced from 10 exons. Gene Ontology annotation, cellular component: plasma membrane.
AUGUCGUAUUCUAUCAAUAGAAGACCGUUGUUAGGGGGUGCAUCGGAUAGUGAAUUUGAAGAUGAUUUAGAAACUGAGGUUGAUGAUCCAAGUGUUUCUGUUCCAGAUGAAAAGCCAUUUUUAAAACAAUAUGAACCUCGUGACAAGUAUAAUCUUGCAUACAUAGUUUUCUACUUACUUGGAAUAAAUACAUUAAUACCAUGGAGUUUUUUUAUAACUGCUGAUGAUUACUGGAUGUAUAAGUUCAGAGAGAUACAUGAAAAUUCUACACAUCACUUCAAUUAUACUCAUGUAGAAAAUUUAGAGAAGAGAACUGAUCUUCAAGCAAGCUUUACUUCGUACUUAAGUAUAGCAAGUGCACUACCUAAUACAUUCUUCUUAAUAGUAAAUGCAUUUAUUAGUAAAAGGGUUCCUCUAAGAAUACGUAUGGUAGGAUCUCAGUGUACAAUAUUACUGCUGUUCAUUAUGACAACUGUGCUUGUUAAAAUAAAUACAGAUAAAUGGCAAGAUGCUUUUGUAGCCGUUACCUUGACAACAGUAGCAUUUGUAAAUGCUGCAAGUGCGAUUUUUGGGGGAAGCUUAAUGGGAAUUGUUGGUCGUUUUUCUCCAAAGUAUAUAACUGCUAUGUCAAGUGGUCAAGCUUUGGGAGGUAUUUUUACAGCUGCUACAGAAAUAUGUUCCCUGUGGAUUGGUGCUAGUCCUAUACUCUCAGGCCUAGUCUAUUUUAUUGUUGGAGAUAUUAUUUUGUUUUUAUCUCUGAUCGCAUAUAUUGUUUUAGAAGAGGCAGCAUUUUUUAGACAUCAUAUGGUGGAAAAAUCACCUGAAAACAUGGAAAGAGAGUUCUCAGUUACUGGAGAAGUAACUUUUCCUCAAGGCAUUACAAUUUCUUACUCUCGUAUUGUUAAGAGGAUUUGGCAGUAUGGUGUUAGUGUAUUUUUAGUAUUCUUUAUAUCUCUUUCUGUGUAUCCAGCAGUCACUGUGUUGGUAGAAAGCCAAUACAAAGGAAAAGGCCAUGCGUGGAAUGAUGUCUACUUUGUACCUACGGUGACUUACCUUAUUUUUAGCAUGGGUGACUAUGUAGGACGAAUAUUUUCAGGCAUUUUUCAGUGGCCAAAAAACAAACCAUGGCAAGUCAUGCUUUUAAGCUCACUAAGAGUCAUUUUUAUACCUGCACUUAUGUUUUGUAAUGCACAACCCAGACAUCAUCUUCCUGUUUACAUUCAUAAUGAUCUCUAUUAUAUUUUAUUGACUAUCUUAUUUGCCAUUAGUAAUGGCUAUCUGUGCAAUUUGACAUUUAUUCUAGCUCCUACGGUUGUCGAUUCUCAAGAAAAAGAGAUUGCAUCUGCUAUGAUAGGAGCUUUCCUUGGAAUAGGAUUAGUGUCAGGUGCUGGACUUAGUUUAGUCAUGGUUAAAUCACUUUGAGAAAAACAAGAUAUAUGCGAGCGUUAAUCUCACUGCCGACUGGUACAGUUAAAGACGAAUAGGACCACAGA